Messenger RNA from Helianthus annuus (common sunflower), 1222 nucleotides. RefSeq names its product putative receptor-like protein kinase At5g39000. Gene Ontology annotation, cellular component: plasmodesma; plasma membrane. The record is from RefSeq and is a predicted model, not a curated record. Gene Ontology annotation, biological process: protein autophosphorylation. Lineage: Eukaryota; Viridiplantae; Streptophyta; Magnoliopsida; Asterales; Asteraceae. Bases 35 to 1222 code for a protein of 395 amino acids. The transcript has a single exon. Gene Ontology annotation, molecular function: ATP binding; transmembrane receptor protein tyrosine kinase activity.
CCAUUUCAUUUUCACUUUUAUUUCAUCAAUAGUUAUGUUCUUCGCUACCGGAGAUGGCAAGGUUUUUGAACCCUACCCCUCCUCCACACAACGGUCACAACCAUGCCGUAACUUCGAAUUUUCUGAAAUUCUGAUAGCAACUGAGAACUUUGACCAAUCAUUAGUAAUCGGGAGUGGAGGUUUCGGGAAAGUUUACAAAGGUAACAUAAUAUAUGGAUCAAGUCUUUUAGUUGUUGCCAUUAAACGUUUGGAUUCCGUGUCCAACCAAGGUGCAACAGAGUUCUGGGCGGAAGUUGAAAUGCUUUCAAUGUUGUGUCACUGUAACCUUGUGUCAUUAAUUGGAUAUUGUAAUCAUGAGAAAGAGAUGAUACUCGUGUAUGAAUAUAUGCCCAAUGGAACACUUGAUGAUCAUCUCCAUAAACUCAGUUCCCCUCUUUCUUGGCUUCAGCGCCUAAACAUAUGCAUAGGUGCUGGUCGUGGGUUACACUACCUGCACACUGGUACCGGAAUCGAGUAUGGUGUUAUACAUCGCGAUGUAAAAAGUUCUAAUAUUUUAUUACAUGAAAGUUGGGCAGCUAAAAUAGCUGACUUUGGGUUGUCAAAAGUAGGUCCAACGAAUCAACCAUCUACUUAUGUCAAUACACAUGUUAAAGGCAGUUUUGGAUAUUUUGAUCCCAAUUAUUAUGCAACUGGAAAGCUAACAAGGAAGUCUGAUGUGUAUGCUUUUGGGGUAGUGUUGUUGGAAGUGUUGUGUAGGAAGCGUGCAACGGAUAGAAGUCUAGAUGAGGGUUUAGUUACAUGGGUUCAAGAUUCUAUCAAAGAAGGGAAUUUAAAGCAAAUAAUUGAUUCUGAUAUAAAGGGUGAGAUCUCCCAAAAAUGUUUGAAGGAAUAUGUUAAAAUUACAGAGAGAUGUUUGCACAACAGUCCAAAACAGCGACCUGCCAUGGCUAAAGUUCUGUUUAGUCUUGAAUCUGUACUGGCUUUACAAGUGAAAUUCAAUAAUUCGUUGCAAUCUUCACACAGGACAAUAUUUAGUAGAAUGGUUAACUUGCUUCCGUUCUCCUACAAUGAAGAAAACUCUGGUAUAUCUAACUCCCUUUCAUUUGUGUUGACAUAUCCUUUCUUUGCUAGAAUAUCAAUGAAAAUAUGGAAAUGUUAUAUCCUAACUUUAAAAAAAGAUUAUCAGAGAUUGACAAUCCUUACCUUAGUUGUUAGGACAUAA